Rhodamnia argentea is the source of this 1667-nucleotide messenger RNA. Its product is annotated as UPF0481 protein At3g47200-like. The record is from RefSeq and is a predicted model, not a curated record. The transcript is spliced from 4 exons. Lineage: Eukaryota; Viridiplantae; Streptophyta; Magnoliopsida; Myrtales; Myrtaceae. Bases 103 to 1434 code for a protein of 443 amino acids.
GCAUUCUCGAUCUCGAAUCUCAGCUUUGCAGAUUCUUCAUCAGCUAGCUCAGGCACAAGGCCUUUGUGAAACUGAAGGACUUGCCCGAUUCGCCCAAACUUGAUGGCAGAAACACACCAGAGCACCGCAGGUAUGAGUCACACUGUCAAGGAAGUUGCACUUGCCAUAACAACGAAGAUGAGCAACGUGACUCACAUGUCCUCCGAGUGUUGCAUCUAUCGAGUGCCUGAGAAGUUCCGCAGAGCAAAAGCAGAGGCGUACACACCUCAAGUCGUCUCCAUCGGGCCAUUCCACCGUGAUAAGACAGUGCUUCAGUCGACGGAGGAGAUCAAACUGAGGUACUUGAUAGGCUUCCUCCGCCGCAUCAAGGCCGACCUCCUAGCUUGUACCAGAAUGAUCAGCGAAUUGGAAGACCGCAUUCGGCAAUGCUACCAAGAAAGUCUCACCCAAGACAGCGACCAGCUCGUGGAAAUAAUCUUGGUGGACGCGGUUUUUGUAGUUGAGCUUUUCAUAAGGAACCAUUACCCCGAGCACCGAGAUGAGAACGACGAGAUAUUCAGCAAGCAGUGGAUGAGCAAUGCCGUGCUUCACGACGUCCUGCUGCUGGAAAACCAAGUCCCUUUCUUUGUCCUCGAGACUCUCUAUAACCUCACCGCAUUGAAGACCACUAUCACAUUCUUCAAGCUCAGUUAUGAGUAUUUCAAAGAUGUCUUGCACGGGCAUGAGCUUGCAGGCACGAGAACCCAGGUGAGGCACCUAGUGGACUACGUGCGAGCCCAGCAACUGCCCUCAUUCCCGCAGGGCGUGGCAUCCCAACGGGCCAAGAAAUUCGAGCUGACUCGGAGUGCAAAGGAGCUGGAAGAGGCCGGCCUCAACUUCCGACAGAGCGAGGGAACCUCCUCCUUGCUCGAUGUCAUCUUCAAGGACGGGACCCUAGGGAUGCAGCGCCUGGUUGUGAAUGAAUGGACCGACGCGUACUUGAGGAACAUGAUUGCGUACGAGCAGUGCCACCACGAGUACAAGCACAUCAGCAGCUACGUCAUUCUCCUGGACAGCCUCAUAGACACGCCCAAAGACAUCGACAUCCUAAUCAGCUGUGGAAUUCUGGAAAAUCAACUUGGAAGUGCGGACGACGUGGCUCGUCUCAUCAACGGCAUGUACAAUGAGACCAUGAGGGACUCCAGCGAGUUCCUCUACUCGAGCCAGUGUGAGAGCCUGAACGCGUACAGCCGGACCUGGUGGCAACAGUGGAAGGCUGCCUGGUACCGCUGGAGGGUCAUUCUCAAGCGGGACUACUUCAGCAACCCAUGGUCUGGGGUCUCCGUGGUCGCCGCUGUGGUGUUGCUCAUUCUCACCCUGGUGCAAACCGCGUGUUCAUUUCUGGAUAUUUACGCGGGCAAUGCCCGGAGAUUGUUCCGCGGCCGCAAGUGGUAAUAUAAAAGGCAUUAAAUAAUGCCUUGUAAGAAGCGACCGAUCUCGCGAAAGUAGGGUCCACACUAGAGUUUCCAACAAUUCAUGGAGCCUCGGAACUAAUCCAACAGCAAUGCCAGGAUCUAGAGUGCUAACUUCAAAUUCCAAAUCAGAUGAACGAAAAUCGAAGCAAAAGAGGAAGUGGGGAAGCAAACCAAAGACACUAAUGAAGCGGUGGCUGGAGACAAACCGCACUG